Molecule: messenger RNA, 297 nt
Organism: Dovyalis caffra
Lineage: Eukaryota; Viridiplantae; Streptophyta; Magnoliopsida; Malpighiales; Salicaceae
Source: the annotation of a GenBank genome assembly
AUGGCCAUCUUUAAGACUCUGGCUAUUGUACUCCUUGUAGGAAUCGUCUUCAACCUUGCUGUUUCUGAUAUGGUGAUCAAAAACUUGGUGGAGAGUGACCAAGCCCCGCAGAUAGACUGUGCUUCGGCUUGUGCCGCGAGGUGCCAAUUGUCGUCGAGGCCAAACCUAUGUCACAGAGCAUGUGGUACUUGCUGUGCUCGUUGCAACUGCGUUCCUCCGGGCACUUCAGGCAACUAUGAUGUGUGUCCCUGCUAUGGCAACAUGACAACUCACUAUGGCCGGCAUAAGUGCCCUUGA